CGGAAGUGCCCUGCUGGGGCGCCGACGCGUCCAUCAUGGCGGCCGCGGCCGCCUCUCCGGCUCUGAAGAGGCUGGACCUCCGCGACCCCGCGGCGCUCUUCGAGACCCACGGCGCGGAGGAGAUCCGCGGGCUGGAGCGCCAGGUGCGCGCCGAGAUCGAGCACAAGAAGGAGGAGCUGCGGCAGAUGGUGGGCGAGCGGUACCGCGACCUGAUCGAGGCGGCCGACACCAUCGGCCAGAUGCGCCGCUGCGCCGCGGGGCUGGUGGACGCCGUGAGGGCCACCGACCAGUACUGCGCCCGCCUCCGCCGGGCCGGCUCGGCCGCGCCCCGGCCGCCGCGGGACCCGCAGCCCCAGCAGCCAUCCCAGGAGAAGUUCUACAGCAUGGCUGCCCAGAUCAAGCUUCUCCUGGAAAUCCCGGAGAAGAUCUGGAGCUCCAUGGAGUCCUCGCGGUUUCUCCACGCCGCCCAGCUCUACCUGCUUUGCUGCUGCCUCCACAAGCUGCUGCAGCUGGAGUCUUCCAGUUCCCGACACAGCCCGGUCCUCUCCCGGUUCCCCAUACUCAUCCGGCAGGUGGCGGCCGCCAGCCACUUCCGGUCAACCAUCCUGCACGAGAGCAAGAUGCUGCUCAAACGGCAAGCCGUGUCCGACCAGGCUGUGGCAGAGGCCCUGUGCUCUGUCAUGCUCUUGGAAGAGAGUUCUCCGCGCCAAGCCCUGACAGACUUCCUGUUGGCCAGAAAGGCAGCAAUCCAGAAACUUCUCAACCAGCCUCACCACGGUGCUGGUAUCAAGGCGCAGAUUUGCUCGCUGGUGGAGCUGCUGGCCACCACUCUGAGCCAAGCGCACGCUCUCUUCUACACUUUACCAGAGGGGCUGCUGCCAGACCCCUCGCUGCCGUGUGGCCUGCUCUUCUCCACGCUGGACAGCAUCACCAGCCAGCACCCUAGCGGAAAAGGUGUUGGUGUUCUGCAGGACGAGAUGAAGCUGUGCAGCUGGUUCAAGCACCUGCCCGCGCCCGUUGUCGAGUUCCAGCCAGCUCUCCGGACGCUGGCGCAUCCCAUCAGCCAGGAGUACCUGAAGGACACGCUGCAGAAGUGGAUCCACGUGUGUAAUGAAGACAUCAGAAACGGGAUCAGCAGCCUGCUGAUGUACGUGACAAGCACGAAGGGGCUGGCGGGGAUCCGGGAUGCAGUCUGGGGGUUACUCGCCAACGAGUCGAUCCACCACAGCUGGGAUGUGGUCUGCCGGCGGCUCCUGGACAAGCCGCUCUUGUUCUGGGAGGACCUGAUGCAACAGCUGUUCCUUGACCGGCUGCAGACUCUGACCAAAGAAGGCUUCGAUUCCAUUUCCAGUGGUUCCAAGGAGCUCCUCAUUUCAGCCUUGCGGGAACUUGAAGGCAGCGGCGCGGCUUCAGGCAGGCACCUCCACUCCGAGCACAACAUGGCUGUCUUCCUGUGGUCCGAGAGCCCCGGCGACCUGCCCCCUGAUGCCGCCUGGGUCAGCGUGGCCAGCCGGGCUCCGUUUCAGGGCAGCGGGCUCUCCAUGAAGGCACAGGCUGUUAGCCCUUGUGUGCAGAGCUUCUGCUCUGCCCUGGAUUCUAAACUGAAGGUGAAACUGGAGGACCUCCUGGCCUACCUCCCCUCUGGUGACCCGUCGCCCCGCCAGGACACCUCCUCCAUGGCAGCUGAGAGCUGCGCCUUCGACAGAUUCGCAGACGCGGAGACCGUGCAGGAGACGCUGCGGACACACUCCACGGCCUGCAUCCAGGACAUCGCGGACUGCAUCCAGGCAGAGCUGCAGAGCAUCGAACAGGCUAUUCAAGGGCAGCAGGACGUGCUCGAUGGGGCCAAGCUGCACUCCGCCCUCUUCAUGGCCCGACUAUGCCAGUCCCUGGGGGAGCUGUGUCCCCACCUGAAGCAGUGCAUCCUAGGAAGAUCGGGGAGCCCUGAGAAGCCCGCCCAGGACUCCCGGGCUCUGAAGAAACAGGGGAAGGGGAAGGCGCAGGAGGUCCUCCCUACACAGGCCAGGUGGCAGGACGUGAAAGAGCUCCUCCUGCAGCAGAGCGUGACGGGCUACCGGGUUUGGGGCUCGGCGGUCGUGAGGGUUCUGGCCCAUGGAUUCGCCCAGUCAUUACUUGUAGACGAUGCUGGCUCCGUCCUGGCCACCGCCACCAGCUGGGAGGAACUGGAAAUCCAGGAGGAAGCGGAGUCUGGCAGCAGCAUCACGUCCAAGAUCCGACUCCCUGUACAGCCGUCCUGGUAUGUCCAGUCCUUCCUGUUUAGCUUGUGCCAGGAAAUCAAUCGGGUUGGAGGCCAUGCCUUGCCAAAGGUGACCCUGCAGGAGAUGCUGAAAAGCUGCCUGGGUCAAGUAGUUGCCGCCUACGAGAAGCUCUCAGAAGCCAAGCAGCUGAAGAAAGAAGGUGCCUUUCCAAUGACCCAGAAUCGGGCACUGCAGCUGCUCUAUGAUCUGCGUUACCUCAGUGUCGUCCUGACAGCCAGGGGUGAAGAGAUGAAAAGCGGCCGCUGCAGACAGGACCCCAGAGUUGAGAAAGUGGCUGACUACCUAGAAACGCUCAUCGACCCAUUUGACCUGGACGUUUUCACACCCCACCUUCACAGCAACCUCAACCGCCUGGUGCAGCGGACCUCUGUUCUCUUUGGACUGGUGACAGGUCUGGAGAACCAGUUCACCCCCAGGAGCAGUACGUUCAACUCCCAGGAAGCCCACAACAUCCUGCCACUGGCGUCAAGCCAGAUCAGGUUUGGGCUUCUUCCACUGAGCAUGACAAGCACACGAAAGGCCAAGUCAGCUGGCGGAAGCAUGGAAACCAAACCCCAGCGGCAGGUGGCGCCCCCGGCGCUCUCCCGAGCAGACGACCCCAGGCAGGCCGGUUCCCUGUUCAGGCAGCUGGUCGCUGACGAGGAAGACUCGGCCGCACCCUCGCUGUUCAAACUUGGGUGGCUCUCCAGCAUGACCAAGUGACGAGGACGCUCCGUCUGUCUAAAUAAAUACUCCUGCGUUAUUUCUCCUA
Messenger RNA from Capra hircus (goat), 3030 nucleotides. RefSeq names its product component of oligomeric golgi complex 1 (gene COG1). The transcript is spliced from 14 exons. Gene Ontology annotation, cellular component: COG complex; Golgi apparatus. The record is from RefSeq and is a predicted model, not a curated record. Lineage: Eukaryota; Metazoa; Chordata; Mammalia; Artiodactyla; Bovidae. Gene Ontology annotation, biological process: intra-Golgi vesicle-mediated transport. Bases 36 to 2981 code for a protein of 981 amino acids.